AAAAUCACUUGCCUCACCGUCACAUUCAUUUCAAAUUAUAUAGGCCCCUUCGCCUUCAGCACCAACAUAUUCACAAUGGCUACCAAGCCUCAUCAUGAUGCAGAAGGUGGCCCUAUAACAGAUGAGCAGGGUGUUUAUAGAUUUAAACCCAGAGCAUUUAACAUUGUAUGGGGAAAUGACAAUCGCUACUGGCGGAUUCCAUCGACGCGGAGUAAUAAUGAUGAAGUUGCAGAGCUGGUUCAAGUGUCCUGGCUUGAAGUAACCGGUUUAGUCGAACUACGACCUUUGAAAACCUAUCAAGUUACCUUCACACUGAGCUUCAAAGAGGAUGCAUUUGGUUGGAACGGAAGCCCUGUUUUCUUGAUGGCUAAGGUAGGGAAGAAGGGAAAGUACAAGUGGAGAAGGCUAAAGGAACUGGAAUCCCUUCCUAAGGUACCGACAGAAGUUCCAAGCAACAGUGAGCCGUUCCUUGUUGAAGUUCCGGAUGAUGUUCCUGACAAGAGGCUUUAUUUCGGUUUGUAUGAAGUGUGGAGCGGGAAAUGGAAGGGAGGUUUGAGAGUUCACGGAGCAACCGUCAAGGAAAAGAAGUGAAGCAAGAUAUAGAUAUAUUGGUAUAUAUAUAUAUAUAUAUAUAUAGGUGUGGCAUGGUUUUAUUUUGUAUUGCAUAUGGUAGAUCAUGAAUAAAUGGGACUAAGUUGUAAGUUUCAUAACAAACUGAAAGAAUAACAGCCACAUUACACUUACCUUCUUUGCUACCAGUUUGUAUGAAUAUAGAUUGGGUGGAUACUAUAGUUGCACUUCAUUUGUCCCUUAAUUAAUUUCUGAGGGAUCUAACCAACUUGGAAUGCCAGUUUGAUGCCUUUA
Theobroma cacao (cacao) is the source of this 864-nucleotide messenger RNA. RefSeq names its product protein PHLOEM PROTEIN 2-LIKE A9-like. The record is from RefSeq and is a predicted model, not a curated record. Lineage: Eukaryota; Viridiplantae; Streptophyta; Magnoliopsida; Malvales; Malvaceae.